This is a messenger RNA of Prorocentrum cordatum, 1303 nucleotides long. NCBI's taxonomy places the organism in Eukaryota, Dinophyceae, Prorocentrales, Prorocentraceae. The record is from the annotation of a GenBank genome assembly.
AGCUUCCUCAGGCAAGAUCCACUGGUGCAGUCCCCGUCACUUUGUACUCUGUCGGGCUCAAGCAUUAGAGUCGAGCGUUGGCGUGUGAGCGUUUCUCGAUAGCGAUGGGCUGCUUGGGGAGUGCUGCCGUGUUCUUCUUCAACUUGUUUUUGGUGCUUUGUACUCUUCCCGCGUACAUCGUGGCAAAGUGCUGUUGCUGCUGUGGCUCAGCGCGCGAUGGCUCGUGUCGGCAAAAGUGUGUCUUCGUGCUAACGUCAGUGGCAUGGCGCUGCGUUUUCGCUUGCUCAUGCUGGAUUCGUAGAGACAUCGAUGGGCUCAAAGAGUUCAGGGCAGAAAUGAAAGCAUCAAAAACGGGGGCUGUCCUCAUCGCGAACCACUUGUGUUUCCUAGAUACGAUCAUCCUCGUUGCCUUGAUGCCUUUGGCGAAGAUAGCACGGGUGAAGAUGUUUGUGUCGUCGCACCUGGUCAAGAUCCCUUUUCUCAGAACGAUCGUGACGUCGAUGGGUCAUCUCGUUGUUCCAUUCAAGUCGGCUGCAGCGGGCAAGUUCGAGGUUGAUAAGGAUCUUAUGGCCCAGCGGCAAGCAGUUCUCGAGGCUCAUGUGAAAGAAGGCGGCAUCGCUGGUUGGUAUCCUGAGGGCACGAUGAAUUCUGGGGAGAAGCCCUUGGAAGUAGCGCAAUUCAGGGCGGGAGGCUUCAGCCUCGCCGUGAACGUGGACGUGCCUAUUUGGUGCGUUGCUUUCGUUGGCAACGAUCGCUGCUGGCCGAAAAGUGCAGCGGUCGGCGGCAGGCCAUCGCGCAUAAGUAUGAAGAUGUUUAAGCUGUGCGAUCACAGCAGGGAUUUGGCCGCGAAGGGAGGAAGCUCUCCGCGGGACCAGCAGGUAUACCUCGCGAACUUUGCCCACCAAAAAAUCCAAGAAGCAGUCCACGAGCAGAGUGCCAAAGGAGGCCUCCGCCAGAGUUUGUUACCUUAGAUGAGCGGGUCCCCGAUCCGGAGUGUAAGCCUUGACGCAACUUUGCUUGACAGAUUGCUGCGUCGCCAUAGGGUGAAAAUUGUCGGGAGCUCUAUCCAAGUCAAGCCCCCUGCAGGCCUGUGUUUCCGUCGCUUCGUCUAGCACUCACCACUGCUGCCAUCCAGCUACCUUCAAGGCACAGUCCUCUCGGGUGCCUAUUUCUAUGAUAACAUAUGUUUUUGAUCAAGACUUUCGACCGAAGCUAAGUGAGUCCAAGCAUCGCGCUUGAUCUCUCGCUCGCUCCCCGAUCGAAUGUGACGAUUCGUGCUAGGUCCUGGUUGCAGGAUCUGAGG